AGCUUCCACUCUGGCAAACCGCUAUGUACUUCCCCAUCCCGUUUCCUCUCCUAGACAUUUCCGUCAGUAGAGCAGGAUUCCUGCAGUGACCGCCGCUAGGACACCCGGCCUUCUCCUAUCCCCGGGCGGGCCCCGACGUGGCGUCGCACUGUGUACAGACGGUUCGGAUGUGUUAAUGGAUUCGAGGCCCGGAUACCACAGGGGACUCGGGGGCGGCGGACACAGCAAUGACAUCUCUUACGGGGGCUCGGCCUCCAGCUCCCCGGCGCUGACCGGAGCCCAGGGCCGCAGGAGGAAGCAGCCUCACCGGCCGGCGGACUUUAAGCUGCAGGUCAUUAUUAUCGGCUCCCGAGGAGUGGGGAAGACCAGCCUGAUGGAGAGGUUCACGGACGACACCUUCUGUGAGGCCUGCAAGUCCACAGUGGGUGUUGACUUCAAAAUCAAAACUGUAGAGUUAAGGGGAAAGAAAAUUAGGUUACAAAUUUGGGACACAGCUGGCCAGGAGCGCUUCAACAGUAUUACUUCAGCCUAUUACAGAAGUGCCAAGGGUAUCAUAUUAGUCUAUGAUAUCACCAAGAAAGAGACUUUUGAUGACUUACCAAAAUGGAUGAAGAUGAUUGAUAAGUAUGCGUCUGAGGAUGCAGAACUCCUUCUAGUUGGAAACAAGCUGGACUGUGAAAUUGACCGAGAAAUCACUCGGCAGCAAGGAGAAAAGUUUGCACAACAGAUAACUGGGAUGCGUUUCUGUGAAUCAAGUGCCAAGGACAACUUUAAUGUAGAUGAAAUAUUUUUAAAGCUGGUUGAUGACAUAUUGAAAAAGAUGCCCCUGGAUAUAAUGCGGAACGAAUUAUCCAACAGCAUCUUAUCGCUUCAGCCAGAGCCAGAAGUUCCCCCAGAGCUGCCACCGCCUCGGCCACCAGUCCGUUGCUGUUGAUUUUCUGCUGACACAGCAGGAUGGCGGCUUUCAGCCCCAGUGUCCUGUGAUACAAUCAUUAGAAAGGUCCCAUUUUGCACUUGUUUCUCAGCAAAAUCUGUAAAUAUGUAAUCCACAAGCAAAGGUUUUUAAGUCUGAAAUUCUUUUGUUUGCUCACUGGAGCAAUUGUCCAGAGUUUGCAUCUAACUUUAUUGGGUUCUGGAUUGAAAGGAUUGGCCCAUGUAACGAAGCGCUGUACUGGAGUGGUUCCUGCAAAGCACUUUAUUUCAGGCUCCACUAGUUUUGUAUUAUCUAGUGUUGAAAUCAUAAAGUUUUUUUGGCUCAGAAGUUUGGUUUCUCAGUUACCAAUCUCUUUUGUAUUAUUUUUAUUGCAUCUAGGCACAUAUAUGGUGCUUUGCUAAUUGUAUUAUCACUCCCCAAAUAUUUAACUAUUUAAAGUUUCCAAUAAAUAAAAUGCUUCCAUAUACAGUACUAUAUUUAGUUUAUUAAACAGUGCAAUUUUAUUUUUUAUUGUAGUAUUAGUUAAUUACUGGACCUGCCACGAGUAUUAACGUUUUCUCCAGUAGUAUUUAUUAACGUCUAAGUAGCUUGAAGGAUAUUUUUAUUUCAUUUUUUGUUCUAAUAGAGUUACAGCACCUGCUGCCGAUGCCCCUUCUGUUCCCUCUCAUGCUCCUUGCACAGGAUUUGUGUGGUAUUGAGGCACACUGAACAAGCGUAAGAAAGUAUGUGGUUUAUGAACUCAAUGGAGAUGUCAUUGCGCACAGCAUUUAUUGGGGUCACUUGGAAGUAAUGACUGUAAAGGCUGCCAAGUAAAGCAGCACUACUGUUCCAUUUGGGAAUGGAGAGGAGACUGACAACUUUUUUUAUUAUUAGUAAUAUUCACUUACUAAUAUGUGAAUUUGCCACAGUGGAUUUUUGGGGGGGAGGGGUGGGGGGGCGGGAGGGGAAGAGGUAAAAAAGUAUGACAUUACACCUAAAUGGCACAUACUGUUUUACUGAUGGUGGUUUUGUGAAUUCUGUAUUUGAUACCUUUAUUAAAAUAUACUGUAUAGUUCAUUGCGAACAGGACAGUGACAGAUAUGCAUUUGGAUAAAUGUGUGUCUUUGUGGUAUUUGAAAAAACAUAGUAUUUCUAACUAAUGAAGUGAAAAUAAACCUUUUUUAUUUAUGAA
Molecule: messenger RNA, 2105 nt
Organism: Bufo gargarizans (Asiatic toad)
Lineage: Eukaryota; Metazoa; Chordata; Amphibia; Anura; Bufonidae
Gene: RAB12
Product: RAB12, member RAS oncogene family
Exons: 6
Coding region: 176-934 (252 amino acids)
Biological process (GO): cellular response to insulin stimulus; protein secretion; Golgi vesicle fusion to target membrane
Cellular component (GO): synaptic vesicle; trans-Golgi network transport vesicle; plasma membrane
Molecular function (GO): GTP binding; GTPase activity
Source: RefSeq, a predicted model, not a curated record